Molecule: messenger RNA, 1527 nt
Organism: Guyanagaster necrorhizus
Lineage: Eukaryota; Fungi; Basidiomycota; Agaricomycetes; Agaricales; Physalacriaceae
Exons: 10
Coding region: 1-1527 (508 amino acids)
Source: RefSeq, a predicted model, not a curated record
AUGUCGUGGCGGAGUCAAAUAACUUCGGCUGCCAAGAACUUCCAACUUGGCUAUAAUAUUCAGAAACCUUAUCCAUGGAGAGGUACAACACCACUCGUGUGUAUCUUUUUUGUGGGAUUGACAAUGUUGUUGGUCUUCGUCAAUAUUCCUUUAUCGGCAUACGACGUUGUCCAGGAAUUUACAUACACUCCAAAUGAUACUUCCCCAUCACUUCCCUUCAGCAGCGUCGUUCCUGCAUCCCUUAGACACACAGCCGGGGAUUUUACACCACAGACAUUUAAAAUCGGCGAUACGAUCCAAAGUAAUCUCUCUGCCUUUAACUAUGUGAUUACGGACGCGUUUACGGAUAGCUCGUUAACCUAUCCUGUGGGUUCGUUCCCUUAUUAUAAUAAUCCCUUAUCAUCGUGUGAUGUUUCGAAUAUUUCGUUGUCGUUACGAAAGGAGGAGCGGGCCUCGUUGUCUGCAGUUAUCUAUUGUUGGUUCCCUGUGUACUACAGGAUGACUCUAAGUCUAAAUCAUGCAUCGAUGCAAGAUCGUACAUUCCACAUUUUGAAUGCUGUGCCCGACCUAGAUGGUUUGCUCACAGAUGCGGAAUGCGGGUGGGAUUCAGAAAAUGUCACGCUGGUCAAUGACAAUGGGGAUUCAGGACCUACUAGCAAUCAGAAUGUCACCGGCCUCGAUGUCUCGGUAUAUCCUUGUUGCAAUUGUGCUGACAAUGGUUUGUACUAUGAAUCUUAUAUUAAAUCGGUAGUAGCAGGCCAGCCAUGGCUAGUGUCAAUCCUGAUCGAUCACCCUCCUUGUGACGGCGAUGUGGCAAAGUUCCAGGGAACUUGGACAACCGCGUACUAUGGACAAGGAGCUUUUUUUGAUUUUACGGGUGGUGGAGGGCUGUUCGGCCCGGGCGCUAAUAUCCUACCACCAAACGACGUACUCGAAGUACCUUCAAACGUUCAGCUUGUGGUCCAAAAUGCAUUCCAAGCCAUCUAUCACACCAUUCGACUCGAUCUCGGUGUGAUUCGCCCGAAUCAGAUAUUCACAUCACCAAAUGUGUUCAGUGAGAGCAUAUCGGCGGUGCCUCUCUACAAGCCUUCCAACAUGACAUUCGACCGUGACGAUACCGGCCAGCCUGCUGUUGUGCUCGGAGGAAUCUCGAGGUGUAUUGCAUCGUGGGUCGUGAAUAAUUCAUAUGCCAAUGCAAGUCGGCAAGCACACUUCACAAAUGAUUUCUUGAACUUUUACUACCAACAAGCACUCCAAUUCGGACCUUUUGAUGUCCGGGUUCCCUCCGUGUCGUAUCUUCGACCAGUGUUCCGCCGAAAAUCCACAGCGUCAGCCAUAUCUAGUGUUUUUGUGGCUACGUUUGCCAUGGUUUCUGCAGCGUGGUCCCUAUUCAAUUUCAUCGCUGGUACCUUCUGCAAAGGUCAAAGCGUGGUUGUCCGCAUUGCAGCCAUAAUUAUCGAGAUCCUAGCGGAGAUUCUGAGUCUGUGUUACUGGUAUCACGCUGCGAUAGCCGCUAUGAAGAGAUAG